This is a messenger RNA of Daucus carota subsp. sativus, 777 nucleotides long. RefSeq lists its product as uncharacterized. The transcript has a single exon. The record is from RefSeq and is a predicted model, not a curated record. Gene Ontology annotation, cellular component: protein-DNA complex. Gene Ontology annotation, molecular function: DNA-7-methylguanine glycosylase activity; DNA-3-methyladenine glycosylase activity; alkylated DNA binding. Lineage: Eukaryota; Viridiplantae; Streptophyta; Magnoliopsida; Apiales; Apiaceae. Gene Ontology annotation, biological process: base-excision repair, AP site formation; DNA repair; DNA alkylation repair. Bases 1 to 777 code for a protein of 258 amino acids.
AUGUCAAUUUUUGAUCCUCUGACACAGCAGCCAGUACCACUUCAAGCGAGCAACAGAACUGGUUUGGAAGACCCUGUAUUGAGUACAGACUCAAUUGAUGACUCUAAACUUGGAGGUGACAACAGUUCUCCCAUAAACCUUGAAGACGUAGACUGGAUUUCGUUGGGUUUAGAGCAGCUGGCUGUUGAUGAUGAUGCCCUUGGAGCUUUGAUAAGAGAACAUAAGAUAGUUGCUCAUCAUGAAACACAAAAUAUGACAAAUUUCCAAAAGGUAAUAAGGUCACUUCUGGAGCUAUUAAGCAUCCCCGAAAGAAAGAGCACAGUAUACGAGGACUUGAAGCAGUUAUGUCACCCUGAUAUUGUUAGGCCUCAUUCCGUGACAACAACUGCACAUCAAGAUUUGAUCCGUAUUGGGGUAUCAUCAAGAAGUAAUGCGAUAACAAUUUCAGAAAUGGGUAAGAAAUUUGCAGAAGCUGCUGGUGAUAACAGGAACGCGUUACUAUCUGAUGCUUCACUGAAUGAUGUGCCUGAUGAGGAGAUUUAUAACCACCUUCAGGGAGUCUGCGGGCUGGGAGCAUAUAACGCUUAUACCAUCAUGAUAUUCGGAUUGGAAAAGAUGCUGGACCACUGGCCAAAUGAAGCAGAAUUUAGGCUUAAGUAUAAUAAGUUCAAUGAGCAGCUUCGACGUUGCCCUUCGUCUGAUGAGGCUGUUGUUGCAUCAAAGUCUUGGAUGCCCUUCAGGGGUUUAGCAACAUGGAUCAUCUGGACACAUGUGUAG